CUCAUACCAGUGAAUUCAACGUUAUUCGUAGCUGAUAAAGAUAAAGCUUAUCAACUCUUGGCUGGUAUACAGCAAAAGAGAGAAAAUUUUAGCGCUUCGUCAAUGCAUGUUUGACGGAAACAUAAUUUAGACAAUUGAAGUAAAUGAAUAGGCAGUAGUGAAAAUCAUAGAAGGUUGGAAGUAUAAAUGUUUCAACGGUAUAAAUCGAACUUUUAAUCGCACAAUGACUUGAAAUGUAUCAAGGCAUUGAUAGAUGGUUAGAUAAAAUUGUGAUAGUUUUCUGAUAAUCGAGUAUUGAUUAUAUUUAAGUCGGUAGGUUAGUUUUACGAGGAUGGAACGUUUAUAAGAAAAUAAGCCUAGCCUUGUGCGUCAUCUGUCUAAUGUUGGGUCACGUGACCGCUUAUGCAUACGUUUUAACUUCUAAUAAUUUAAAUUGCACGUUACCUUAACAGUCGAGGUACAAUGACAUUAGUAUUUCUUUCAAUUCGAAUGGGUAAUUCUGCUACAAAAAAUAGUUGUCACAGCAAUCAGAAGUAUACUAGUCAGUACAGUCUUAGUGAUAUAAUUGGAGGAAGUUGUAUUGGGACACCACAGCCUGCACGCAAGCAAAAUAAAUCAUGGUCACGUGCUUCCUGCAAAAGUUGGAGUGAAGGUACACUGUACGAUCCAUUGGGCAGUUCAAAAACACUAUGGCCAGUAUCACGUUCCCAGGCUAUGUUCCUUCCAGAAUUUCAAAUAAGACAAAUAUCACUGCAGACCGCUUAUACAUUUGUAAGCACAAUAGCCAAAGGAGCUUAUGGAAAGGUAUAUAAAAUUCUGAAACAAGAUACUGGCCAAUUGUUCGCCUUGAAAGUAAUCAGCAAGGCAAAAGUCGUAACAGAAAAUGGUGUAAUACAAGCUAAACAAGAAGUGUCUAUACAAAAGCUGGUUGGUCAUCAUCCAUUUAUAUUAGACGUAAAUCAUAGAUGGCAAGGGAGGAAGACAUUGUACAUACUAACUGAUUAUAUCGGCGGAGGGGAAUUAUUCUCACUAGUUGAUCAAUGUGGCUCCCUGCCAGAAAACGUAGUUAGAAUUUAUGUGGCAGAAGUCGCUCUUGCUAUUGACUUUUUGCACAACGCUGGUGUGGUACACAGGGACAUAAAAGCUACAAAUGUUCUAUUGGAUGACGAAGGCCACGCUGUGAUAAUUGACUUUGGUCUUGCAAAGUGGUUAAGCCAUACUGAAAGAACUAAUACGCUUUGUGGUACUCCAGAAUACAUGGCACCCGAAAUAUUCAACAGACAGUAUUAUGGACAAGAGGUCGACUGGUGGUCCUUGGGAGUGUUGGCCUGCUUCAUGCUUACAAAUCAGUAUCCAGCCGGUACAUCCAGCGAACUUUUACCAGAGGACAGAGGAACUGGUUAUGCACCAGCUGGAACUCUGCCACCGAACGCAGAAAACAUUUCCGCGGCUGCGAAGGAUCUCCUCAAACGAUUGCUCCAACCAGAUCCUUGCUUGCGACUGAGAUCUCUCUUAGGUUUGCAGAGGAUCGCAUUUUACAUGGGCUUCGACGUGCAGAGUUAUAUGCAGAAGAAGGAAUCUCCGUUUCGCCUGCUAGGACGGAGAGUCGAGACUGAACCUGAGAAAACGAACCGCGAGUUCUCCAAUUUCGAUUCUUCCCUUCGAAACAGUAUCUUCCAUGCUGAGUGUGUGUAAUGAUCUCAACAAUGUGAUAUCUAGUACUUCUAUCAGUAGUCAGCCUGAUGCUAAAUCAAUUACUAUACCCUAAAAAGAUGUCCAGCUAUUUUUCUACACUAUUUUUUAAUUACAUUCAGCUUGUUGCUCGAUUAUAGUUUGACGAGCUGAGCAACGUGUCGAUGCCAUCCAUUAAUUUUUAAGCCGAAACCGAAUUAAUUUAGAUUUUAGAGUCAUUAGAUUACGUUCUAGCUUGACUAUUUAUAUCCUUUAAGUAUGACUGAUUGAUAAAUGCGAAUCUCCCAUGGUCCGUUCAGACGAGCGAAUGUUCGUUCUUCCUAUAUUUAAUCUAUAAAUUAUCAAUUUAACAGAAUAGAGACACGAGUUUUUCGAAGUGGGGAUCUAUGAGCAUUCAUUUAAUUCGUCUAAACGCACCAUUCCGCGAAUCUAUUUGGUGCUAUUUUUAUGGAAACUUUUCUUACGGAUUUGAAUUGCAAAAUGUCAAUGUGUCUGCGUGCGAUUCCAGCUUCUAUGUGCGAUGUACUCGAAUUAUAUAUUUGUGUCUUCUGCCCCAUUGCGAUCGCGAUGGACGACGCGGAAGUGAGGUACAUAUGAAAGUAAAAAAUGUAUCCUGUCGUAGAAUAAAAAUAGAUGAUUGUUAUGAUA
Molecule: messenger RNA, 2340 nt
Organism: Ceratina calcarata
Lineage: Eukaryota; Metazoa; Arthropoda; Insecta; Hymenoptera; Apidae
Gene: S6KL
Product: ribosomal protein S6 kinase like
Exons: 11
Coding region: 463-1695 (410 amino acids)
Biological process (GO): protein phosphorylation
Molecular function (GO): protein serine/threonine kinase activity; ATP binding
Source: RefSeq, a predicted model, not a curated record